AUGUACUAAAUAACAUUCUCAAACAUAGAGCACACCUUGACAUCUUUGGAAAUAUAGAUAAGUCAAUUGAGUGAGGACAUCCCCAUCAAGGAUAACGAAAAAUGGGUGGAUCUCUGCGGCAACAAGCAAGUGUGGUUGAGGUGCAUUUACGAUCAGAAUUCUUAACCAAUCACAUCUCUAACUAUAAAAGAAUUAAAAGUUGAAGACAAUGAAUUAAAAAUACCAUUAACAGAAGACAUCUAUCCUGUGCCAAUCAAGCGUAAAUUCGAUUAGCUCACACAUCAAUUCAAGGGAAUCAAUAAUGGGUAUUCCUUAUAUUAAGGAUUUUAUGACAUCUCCCAAUACACAGAUCAAUAAUAAAAAAAAAAUCAUCAUCUCGUCCUAUGCUAUAAGACCCAGAACUAAAACAACUAUCAGCAACCAAUUUGUGACAUCCAAAUGAUAUUGGCAGAUAAAAUUGAUAAGAAGAAAUACACGUCCUCAUUCAGCGACAUGAGACUAGUGAUCCCUAAGGAUUUUCAUGCAAUUCAAUUUCCAUUAAGCAACUUUCGCUUCAUCAUUUUCAAAUAAAAAUAGUCCCCAUUCAAAGUAGCUUACAUGCCCAAAAUAAUUGAUAGAUAUCCUCUAGUAGAUCAUCAUGAGAGUCCGUUAUCUCACAUGAUAACUAUGAUCCCAAUGUUUUGUUUUCCGCAAGGCAUAUACGUUGAGAAAAGCGAGAUAGAUCCCAUCUCUAAGGGUCAAUAAAUCUUCAACUUUGUAUUGACAUCAGAAACUGGAAAAAGGACAUAUUGUAUAUGUUUGAUUUUUCAUGAAAUCAUACCUGCAGAUAUAAUGGAAUAAUUGGGACAUAUAGAUAAACAAUAGUUAAUUUGCUAUCCUAAAUCAUUGUGCUUACUGAGUUCGCAUAAUUACCCUGAGUAGAUGAGAGAACUGAUCAAAUAUAUUUACAGAUGCUCACUCUCUAAAAACAACAUCCCAAUUGAGAGUACAAUAUGCAACAUCAUCAAUAAGAUUAAAUUCCCUCAGCAGAUCUUUGAGUAAGAAAAUAUAUGCUUGAAGUAUGUAUUGCCUUCCUAUGAUAUCUGUUUUUACACCAAUUACAAAUAUCCAGUAGGAUACAAUGAGGCUUUGGAAUGUCUGUUCAGAUUAUUGGAUAUAAACAGAAUCAUAAACAUUUACAGUGCAAUUCUAUUGGAGAAGAAGAUACAUUUUAUUUCAAAUCACUUAUCAGUGCCAGGACUGGUCAUCGAUGCAUUUUUAUAAUUAUUGUUCCCAUUUCAAUUCACGUCUAUUUUGAUUCCAGUCUUGCCUGAUAGUUUGAGAGGGUAUAUUGAGGCUCCUGUGCCUUUCUUGAUCGGAUAUAGCCAAAAGAACAUAAUAGAGCAGAAUCAGCAUACUUAGGUUGACAGUUUGUAUGUGUAUUUGGAUACUAAUUUUAUUGUGAAUUGCGAAAAUUUAACUGCUAUACCUGAAAAAGCCUUAAAGAAACUAAAAUCUAGUUUAAAGCCUUUCAAUAAUUUAUUUAAUGAUGAUUACUCGAAACAAUACUUAAGAAGAGUAGAUUAGGCUUAUCAUAUUUAUAUGGAUGAUGACAAUUACGAUCCUGAAUUCAAUAAAAACAUAGAUUGGUAUUAAAUAAGAAAUGCAUUUUUAGAAUGUAACAGUAUUCUAAUGAAGCAAUAUAAAAAAUACAUUAUUUCCAAUUCAAAUAAUGAAGGUGAUUUCACUGAGAUCUUCUAGGUUCAGGGUUAUUAUGAUCAUUGGAAGAAGGAUAAAUUUAUUUAAUAAUUCAUGGAAACAAGAAUAUUCCAGUAUUUCAUCUAAGAACGCAUAAAGUUCAGUGAAAAUGAAUCACAAUACCAAUUCUUCGAUAAAUACAUAGAGGGCAAGGAUCAGAAACUGAAAUUCAUGCUCCCAAAAUAAAUAAUCGAAAUUUAAGUGCCUGAUGAGGACUAACUCACAGACACCAUUCAUAAAUAUGACAAGUUUCCAUAAUUGAAUCACGAUCUUAUGAAGGAUUUCUAAGUAGAUGAAUAGGAGAUAAAUCAAGAAAUAUUACAAGAAGACAUUCCUUAAUUGGAUCAGUAGAAAUGGUCAAAGUAUUUGUUAGAAACCAUGUACAAGAUUUGGUUCUUAAUUUUUAUUGUCAACGUGAGGAAUAAUCAAGACAACAAGAUAUUCCAACAGAUGACUGAAGUAGCAAUCUUAGUCUUGGAGUACAUGAGAGAAAAACAUUUGAAUUUGACUGAGAAACUAUUUCGAUAUGUACUAGAAUCAUGUGGCUAUUUUCAAAUGGAUUCAAAGGCUUUGUAUUUAGUGAAGUUAAUGAAAGAAAUCAAAUUGGAAGCAUCCCCAGCAACUCAUGGAGUCUAUUUCUAAGCUGUAGCCCAAGCGAUGAAUCAAAAAGGAUUGCCAAGUGAUCAACAACAACCCUAGGAAAUUCACCAAACAGAUGUAGUCUUAUUGUAAAGAAAUGAUGGAUAAAAUGCUUAUACUAAUUCAGUAUACUCUCUACAUUCCAACUGUCCAAGUUGCAAGAGGAAAUUGCAUUUUGAAGAGAUCCUAGAUUCCUAUAGAAAGAGUUACUAUGAGAAUACCAUUGAGUGUUUGAAGAUCAAUUAGGGUUGUGGGUCCACUUUCAUACCCAAAAUACAAAUCACAUUCUAUUAAGAGGAAAACCCAAUUGAGGCCGAAUUGUAUGAUAUUUACAAUCCGAUACAAAUACUCAAGAAUCUUGAGAACAUUGUUAACAUCAAAGGAGAUGCUUUCUUGAUGAGUGACUAAUUCGAAAAACAGUAUAAGAAUUUAUAUGUUAAUGUCAUAUUUUAUAUCAGACUAGUGAAGUUGCCAUAUUGCCAUUUGGUAAAAUUGUAGGAUACAAACGAACUGUAAAGCCAAGUUGAUUAGACAAUGAAGAUGUUGCAGAUGAAGAAGUCAAAAACCAUUUUCUAAAGAGUGGCUCAAGAAUUUGAUUAGUACAGAGGAAAGUUGUCUUAGCAAGGAGAUUCAUCGGGAAACUCAAGUUCAAAAUUCAAGUAGGAUGAUUACAAUACAGCAUAAAACUAUGGGAGCAAAUAUAUGAAGAAAAUGUUCUCAUCUCUUAUUAAUGAUUAAUUUUCACUCCAGAACAAACGACAAAGCUCAAGCAAUUUCUAAUCAUUACAACAGUUUGAUGAGACCAAAGCCGAAAGCCCAAAAUGA
Molecule: messenger RNA, 3201 nt
Organism: Paramecium tetraurelia
Lineage: Eukaryota; Ciliophora; Oligohymenophorea; Peniculida; Parameciidae
Exons: 4
Biological process (GO): regulation of Rab protein signal transduction
Cellular component (GO): cytoplasmic vesicle
Source: RefSeq, a predicted model, not a curated record